CAAGCCUACGCCUGUAUGAGUAGAUGUAAGGAGCCAUUUUGCAAAAGUAUAGGUGGGGAUAAAUCAGGAAGGUUACAACAAUUUGAUGGGUAUUGACUUCUGUUUAAAAAGGCAUUCCGAAAAUGGGCUGUGUUAUAAAGAAUCCAAAGAAUCCGUAUGAAUUUCAGUGCUUAUUCCUUAAGAACAAUGAAGAUUUUUCUCUCUAUUUUCACUCUUUAAGUGGGCAGCAAGAGCUAAUUGCCGACUGUGUUUACAAGGAAAGGCACGAAUGCUUCUUCACAAAAGAGGGUUUCAACAUGACUAUUGAUGAUGGUCACGUGCCUACAAUAGUAGUAUCUGACACAAUCUGGAUACAGACAGGAAGAUUUCUUUGUCAAAAAGGAGGACAGCUUUUAAAUGAUCCAUGCCCAUUCCCUCCUCCAAGUAGCAGUACCACAUCUGAGGGUGUCUUAAAUACCGCAAGAGAUGAAAAUUUCUCAUUGAAUAACAGUUCAAAAUCUGAAAUCAACUCGAGUACGCCCGGUGAAGAUAACAACGCAAUAGCAAUCAUUGGUGCUGCUAUUGGAGCUGCUGUACUCAUCCUCAUCAUAUUGAUCCUGGUCAUCAGCAUUCUGUUGCUCAAGAAAUACAAAUUUAAGAAAAGUCCUAGAUGUCCUGGAAAAUGCAAUACAGAUGAAAAAAGGAGAAAGCGCUUUCCAAGGCAAACAUCUGGUGGCAGCAGAAACAGCGACGCGGGUUAUACAGAUGUACUAGAGAGACUUGAGUACCAAAAUACUAUUUCUUCAUCAUCAAGUGGACAAUCACACAAACCUCUUCUUUGACAACCCUCAGGAGAAACUCCUUCCAUUGGAUUGAUAUCAGCCAGUGAGGCUAAGCAUUGAGACUAACCAUUAAGACUCCUUAACUUAUAAAAAAAAUAAUAUUGGAACAAAGUAUAAUAUCUAGAUAGGGAUGGAGUUUACUUAAAUAAUAUUUCAGCGCAAAAUAGUAUGAUCAUUAUUCAGAUAUUUUCUAUUUGCAAAAUGGAUGUGCCAAGAAACAGGCUAUUAGUGACUAGAAAAGUGAAUAUCUAAACAAUCAAAAGCAAUAAAAUUAUUAAAAGAUAUUGUUACUGGCGGCUCUAGGCUCAUCGAGGAGUAACAGGGAAUAAAUUAUAAACUGUAAGACUAUUCAACCAUAUUUGUCCAGAUAAAAAAAAAAUUCAACAAAAGUGUGGACCUAAGAAUUCAAUAUAAUAUUAGAAAAAAAUCAACACAUCAAAUUGAUUAAUUUAGUGAAGUGUAGACGAAAACAGUUAACAGUAAUUACCCCACCCACCCAUGUAACCUCGAUAUACAGGUUUUUAUCGUAUGGGCCGAAUGAACUGUACCUUUUCCGGAUGAGGAAGAAUCGCCUCCCAGGACCAUUCCUUGAUCGCUUUCGGUCCAGCACCCAGCAGGACGUGGUCUAGGAGGACCGUUAGCCCCGUGACGUCACUGUGGAGUAUGUCUGCUGUGACCUCGGACACCACCUGACCGUCACGGCCAGUGAGUACGGCCUUCGUGUGUUGUCAACCGCCGAGUUACGCGGGGCGACUUCAGAAUUUCUAACCCCCAACUCCCUCCGGGGAGGAUCAACCGAAUCUCUGGGAAGUGUAUUCGUGUUAUUUUAUUCUGGUGAUGGGAGAUGCGAAGGACGACAUCUUCAGAUAGUGGGAGGAUGAACUGUGAGUAAUGUACACAAUAAUUGGUAGAGAGGUUAUAAGAGAGAUAAUUGAACAGGAACGUUAGAACUGAAACCUCAUUGCCAAACAGUAUGAGAGAGUGCGAGGAGUGUAUAAUCUUCAUAGUGUAGGAUUUGCCUAUACUGAGAUUGAUCGAGGGGAAUGCCCCGGAUGGAGACAUUGCGUCUAGCAUUUGGAUGUCGCCUUUAGACCAGUCUGUUAAGGUGAAAUGCAUUGAACAAGUAUUUAUGUUGUAGUUUUUAAAGUCCUGAGCAACUUGAUAGCGAAAUCAACAUGUUUUCGGCAGCCUCAGGCAGUUGUUUUGUUGAUUCUGACAUAAAUAUUAUAUAUGUAUGGUAUAUUUUGACUGAACUGUAAUAUAAACAAAGUUAUCUAGUUGUAUCAGUGUACAUGCUGACUAAGGAAUUUUUGGUGCUGUAUUUAUGAGCUUUUCACACAAACUUCAUUGUGAGUCUACUAGUCACUGUUAUUGACACUAAAUGUUCUUGCUUUGUAAAAUGCUAUUUGGGAAUAAAAAGAACAUUAAAGAAUAAAUGUACUUUACUUACAAAA
Pomacea canaliculata is the source of this 2275-nucleotide messenger RNA. RefSeq lists its product as uncharacterized. The transcript has 8 exons. NCBI's taxonomy places the organism in Eukaryota, Metazoa, Mollusca, Gastropoda, Architaenioglossa, Ampullariidae. The record is from RefSeq and is a predicted model, not a curated record. Bases 123 to 821 code for a protein of 232 amino acids.